Molecule: messenger RNA, 816 nt
Organism: Leishmania major strain Friedlin
Lineage: Eukaryota; Euglenozoa; Kinetoplastea; Trypanosomatida; Trypanosomatidae
Exons: 1
Coding region: 1-816 (271 amino acids)
Source: RefSeq, a predicted model, not a curated record
AUGCGUGCUCUUCGCUCUUCAUGCCCCGCCUUUCUUUGCUGGCAGGCUUUGCCGAGCACCACACCACUCCUCCGCGAAAUCAGCCGUCACGACCCGCCGUCCACGAGGAAUGAGCAGGGCAGCCCAGAUUCUAGCAAUACGGAGCAGAUUCAGAAAGCAUCACAUCUCGAUAGCCACAGGACCGCAAAUGCAGACCAUUCUCAAGCGCUUCCUCCUGCAGAGGCGGUGCCGCCGUUGACAGCCGAUACACUGCGCGUUCCGCAAGUUCGCGCCGAGUGCCCACCCGACUCCGCGCUGCUGUCGCCAGGAAACGGUCUUACUCCCACGCUUGCCGAGUGCGUAUCCAACGCCGCGCCACAGCCGAGCGAGAAAACAGCGCCGAAACGUGAUGCUUCCGCGUCCCUGCGCCGUAAGCGGGAGCGCGAAGGUGCGUGUGACUCGAGCUUCUGGCCGCUAAAAACUCGGCGCGCUCUUGACGCGUCCGCCCAUACUGCAGCGCGACAGCCUAGCGAGGCGGCGCCGGUGUUGGCAGCGGACGCUCUCCCUCCGACGCCUGCCGAGUGCGCACCCGACGCCGCGCCACAGCCGUCCGAGUCGGAAAUGGUGGUGUAUGAUCCACAUGGGGCGUGGUCAUCACUUCUCGUAGAUGAUGGCCUUUACAUCAACCCUGUGGGCGACCAGCUUCUUAGUUCCGCCUUGCUAAGCGCCGUGCGCAAGUCACAAGAAGGCUCUAGGCUGCUACAGCACGACGAAGAGGUGUGGGCAGGGCCUGACUGGCGUACGGUGAUGUUGCGGCACAAACCUUUGACAAAGUGA